GCUGCUAAUACUGCAAAGCAGACAGCCAGUGGAGGCGGGUGGAAGGACUUUGUGGCGGGCAGCAUUGCUGGCGCCGCCCAGGUCGCUGUCGGACACCCGCUGGACACUGUCAAGGUACGUUGGUGUUUACCAUGGCUGCCGUGCCCGUUGCUGCAAUGAGAGCCACUGAAGUCAUUUCCAGCAUCUAUGGCGCCAUCUGCUGAUCAAGCAAAAGUACCUGCUACCAGUGCUUCAUUUUUCUGUCGAUCCAUCAUGUCGCUGCUCAGCCAUUGCUCUUCUAACAUCGAACUCCCCUGUACUUAGGUGCGCAUUCAAAUCGAAGGCUCGGGCGUGUUCAAGGGCCCCGUUGACUGCCUGAUGAAGACGGUCCGCAACGAGGGGUUCCUCGGCCUGUACAAGGGCAUGGCGUCGCCGCUGGUAGGAAUUGCUGCUGUAAACUCGCUUCUGUUCUGGGCAUACUCUCUCGGAAAACGGCUGCAGACCAAUAGCACGUCGCCGACACUUGGCCAGGUGGCCAUUGCGGGCUCAGGUGCUGGCAUCGUCAACAGUGUGCUGGCAUCGCCAGUGGAGCUGCUCAAGGUGCGGCUGCAAACGCAGUACAGCGGUGCUGGAAACACGUUCAAGGGCCCGAUUCCGUUGGCCAAGCACCUAGUACAGCAGUUUGGUGCGCGCGGCAUUAUGUGGGGAUUCUGGUCGACAGUUGCGCGUGAGAUCCCAGCAUACGCGGGCUUCUACACGGGAUUCGAGUUCGCAAAGCGCAAAUUCGCUGAUAGCCUAACAGGCGGCAAUGUAGAUAAGCUGGGCGUUUUGCCACUGAUGGCCUCGGGAUCGUUUGCAGGCAUUUGCUACUGGACUGCCAGCUAUCCGCUGGAUGUCAUCAAGAGCCGUGUGCAGAACUCACCAGUUCCACCAAAGCGCCUUGGCGGCAUCAUCGAGGCAGCGCAGGCAAUUAGCAAGGAGCAGGGGGUCAAGGGGUUCUUCCGUGGCUACUCUCCCAGCAUCAUCAGGAGUAUUCCGGCUGCUGGCGUCACCUUUGUCGCCUACGAGUUUGUCAUGCGUGGGCUGAAUACAAUUUAAGGAUAUGUAGUGUCUUUAUAGAUUAACGUUCUGCAUAAUAUAGACCAGGG
This is a messenger RNA of Linderina pennispora, 1127 nucleotides long. RefSeq names its product mitochondrial carrier. The record is from RefSeq and is a predicted model, not a curated record. The annotation marks the transcript as partial. NCBI's taxonomy places the organism in Eukaryota, Fungi, Kickxellomycota, Kickxellomycetes, Kickxellales, Kickxellaceae. Gene Ontology annotation, biological process: mitochondrial L-ornithine transmembrane transport. Gene Ontology annotation, molecular function: L-ornithine transmembrane transporter activity. The transcript is spliced from 2 exons.